Molecule: messenger RNA, 3405 nt
Organism: Chiloscyllium plagiosum (whitespotted bambooshark)
Lineage: Eukaryota; Metazoa; Chordata; Chondrichthyes; Orectolobiformes; Hemiscylliidae
Product: glucose-induced degradation protein 8 homolog
Molecular function (GO): protein binding
Source: RefSeq, a predicted model, not a curated record
GGAAUCCCGCCCACCCCAAGCGCUGACCGUUGAGCCGGCUCGCGGACGCAGACGCGCACGCGCCGUUCCCCUCUCUCAAAGCUGUUGAGGACACCCUUUCCCAAAGUCCCAAACCCCACCAGGCGGAUAAGUGACAACCGCGUUCACCAAUAGUCAGCCGCACAAGCCGAGUGGGCGGGACGGUGCCCAAACGCUCCAAGGGAAAGCCACCAAUCAACGCUAGGAAAGGGUGGCAAGCAAGUUCGGUUGCGUCUCGGUCACGUUCAACCAAACUUUUGUUUGAAAGAUCGCGAGUUUUCCUGCCCUGCGGUUCCUGGGUACAAACAAAAAUCUCCCACACUUGAGCUGUUUCACUAUGAGUUACACAGAAAAACCAGAUGAAAUUACUAAAGAUGAAUGGAUGGAAAAACUCAAUAACUUGCACAUCCAAAGAGCUGACAUGAAUCGUCUUAUAAUGAAUUAUCUAGUUACAGAAGGAUUUAAGGAAGCAGCAGAAAAAUUUAGAGUGGAAUCAGGGAUUGAGCCCAGUGUUGACUUGGACACCCUUGAUGAACGUAUUAAAAUUCGUGAGGUGAUACUUAAUGGACAAAUUCAAGAGGCGAUUGCACUAAUCAAUAGUCUGCAUCCAGAGCUUUUGGAUACAAAUCGUUAUCUUUAUUUCCACUUACAGCAACAACAUUUAAUCGAGUUGAUUCGCCAGCGUGAGACAGAGGCAGCUUUGGAGUUUGCCCAGACCCAACUUGCUGAGCAGGGAGAGGAGAGUCGGGAAUGUCUGACUGAGAUGGAACGCACACUUGCUCUACUAGCUUUCGAUAAUCCAGAAGAAUCGCCAUUUGGGGAUCUGCUUAAUAUGAUGCAAAGGCAAAAGGUUUGGAGCGAGGUGAAUCAGGCAAUUUUGGAUUAUGAGAAUCGUGAAUCAACACCUAAGCUAGCCAAACUGCUAAAACUUCUAUUAUGGGCACAGAAUGAGCUGGACCACAAGAAAGUUAAAUAUCCUAAGAUGACAGACCUCAGUAAGGGAACAAUUGAUGAACCCAAGUAAAGACUAUAUGAUGGGACUGAACAGGAUUAUGAAGCAUCUUGCUGUACGUUUACUGGUUACAGUAUAUGAGACAGGACUAUAAUUUCACUAAUAAAUGACAGAACAUGUGAAUAUGACUUUAUGGUUAAGAAUGAUCAGAUUUAAGGCUGGGAUGAAGUCCAAAGCAUCACCAACACAUUACAUCGGAAUGCCACCAAAUGGCUGCUGAAGGGUCAAGAGAGUGCAAGAUUCACCCCAGUCCUAAAUUCAUUUUUAUGGUAAUUUAUAACUUUACCAACUUCACGCGUUGGACUGAAAAUACUGAGUAUUUACAUUUGGCUGCUGUAUAGGAUUUCUAUUUGUAGUUUCUUUGCUUCAUAUGCCAACAGUUCUUAAGUGUAUGUUUAUAUAUUUUCAAACCAAAUUUUCUAAGUAUCUGCCUGUUCUCGAUUCAAUAUCCAUACUACAUCUGAAACUAACCUCAUAAUUUAUUUCUUACGAAAUAUCCUCAGCAACGUUAUUCUUAAUAUAGUAUCUUCUAUUAAAAUUAUUUGGAGCCAGUUGUGGAUGUAACAUGGAUACUAAGAAUGUAAUUAGCAUAAACUAACAAUUCAGUUUACAUUUUCUCAGUCCCAUUAAAAUUUUUCCACUGUUCAGGAAGAAGUUCAAAUACUUGUUAACUUUCAUUAAGUAGCCUUGCUAUCAAACUAAAAUUCACUAGCAUGUAAGUCAUAUUAUUUAAUCUCAAGGUUUUGUAUAUUUUGUAGCAAUGAGUCAUUUCAAUAAGUUGUUUGUAUAUAAUGCAAUUCCUUGCAGAAAUAAGUAGUUUAUUGAUUUCCCAAUACACAAGUGCUUUACACUUUGAAAUUCAUCCGUAGUGCUUUUAAACCCUUCUUUGUGUGUGCAUUACGUGUCUUGAGCUUAUUGAUAUGUUCUGUUUUUUAAAAAAACUAAGAUGUUAAUUUAUCAUUGCAUAUAUUGGUGAAUACUUUGAGAGUGUACAAUGGAAAGUCAUUGACAACUAUUUUAAUUAGUUUUAUAGCUGAGGAAUGCAGAUUCUGUGUGUUAGGUACUUUUCAGACAAAAUAGUUGAUGGUACUUAUUUAAUUAGAAGAAAGAUUAGAAGAUGAUUAGAAGUUUAGAAGAAAGAUUCCAGAUGCCAUCAUCUGUAUUGUAAAUAUUCCCUAGAUUGACUUUAAACAUGUAACUGAAGAAUGAUGAGAUCAGUUUUGUAGAAAUAGAUGCAAAUAUUCAUUAUUAACAAAAAGCCAAAAGAACUGUGGAUGUUGGAAAACAGAAACAGAAACAAAAACAGAAAUUCUGUGUUUGUUGCAAAUGUUCACGUCUUCUCCCUAACCCCAUCACCUACUACUCUUGUUUUUAAAAUUUGCUCAUGAUCAAUUUAAUAUUUCAGGGGCUUAUAACAGGGAAGCUUAACACAACUUUGAGAAUGCUUUGUAUCUUGGAAAAAUCUUGAUAAAACCUGUUUUAAAUUUUUAAGGUUCUGUAAGGAAGUCAUUGAAGUUGAUUUUCUGAAAAAUGAUCCCCAUCUGAUUUAGUUUUAAUACUUUUCUCAGCAAACAUACAUUAUCUUCUCAGUCUAAAAUUUGUGUCAUUAACCUAUUUCAGUCACCCAAAAUGGACAUCUAAGAGAUAAACCAUUGUAUAGGUGGUUUGACCAUACAUCCAGUUAUGCUAUCUUUGUAGUAAUGCUGUCUUGUCCCUCAAUUCAUCUAAUAGAUACAAAGGUCUUUUUAGUGAAUUCAACGGUGCCAUGUUAAUUUUUUUUAGCUUCUUAAAAAAAAAAAGAGCAUGUUCUCAGAGAUUAAAGGUUUGAAAAACCAUAACCUUAACUAAUUAACAACUUAUCUCUACAAAUGGUAAGGUCUUCUAAUAGUUUGCAUAUUAAAGUAACUACUGUACAGUUAAAUAAAAGUAGAAGAUGUUGAUUAAAUGUUAAAAAUACAAAAAAAGUGAAAGCCCGUAAUUAGUAAUUUAUCCUUUGUAAAAACUAUUUGAAUGAAUAAUGGAAGAAUUCAAAAAUCUGGUUUCAAGACAACUCUUGUUUAAAAUGCUGUUAUGCAAUGCAUUAUCUUGUGCAGUGAAUGGACUGGAGGAUAUUUAUUUUUGUCUGAGUACAUGGCAGAAUGCUGAAGAAUGCACGAGAAGGAUAAUUAUGGUCCAUUGACCAAAAUAUAGUUGACAAGUCUCUUUAUGUUCCCCUAUCUGCAGCCAAAAGUAAUGUGUCUAGUUUCUUGAAUUUGCUAGAACUUGUCUCUACUGUCUUUCUAGGAAGCUUUUCUACGUGUUGAUUGAUCUUAGCACAAGAAUCAUUAUAACCCUGUUCAUAAAUCAUUAAAUCAUUAACAUGUUUUUCUCCCUAC